UUCAAAAUGAAAUAUAAGAAUAUCGAAGAAAAAACUUAAAUUCAAAUGGUUAUAGGAUGGCAAAAUGUUUAAGAAAGUGGCAAGUGUUUCCUGGAAAAAAUCGUUUCUAUUGCGAUGGGAGAAUCAUUAUGGCUCGUCAAACUGGAGUUUUUUACGUCACCUUAUUCAUAAUUCUGGCCACUUCCAUAUUAUUUUUCGCAUUUGAUUGUCCAUACCUAUCUCGCCACAUAUCAGUAUCGAUUCCCAUAGUCGCGUCCCUUAUAUUGGCUUUCGUUCUUUGCACCCUGUUUCGCACGAGCUUCAUCGAUCCGGGAAUAAUCCCGAGAGCCAAUAAACAAGAAACCGACUAUUUCGUUAAGAAUGGUGACAUAUCUAUGCAACAGCCCGACCCGGCUAGCGUCAACAAUGGCAAUCACCGUUCUACCGCUAACGCUCCCAGAUGUAAGGAGGUCCUAAUAAACGGGCAGCUGGUCAAGCUAAAGUUUUGCUUUACCUGUAAAAUCUACAGACCUCCUCGCGCCUCCCAUUGCUCGUUAUGCGAUAACUGCGUCGAACGUUUCGAUCACCAUUGCCCCUGGGUGGGCAACUGCGUUGGGAAGAGGAAUUACAGAUUUUUUUACAUGUUCCUCAUGUCACUGGCCGUCCUGUGCAUCUAUAUCCUCGCGUGUUCCGUCACCCACAUCAUUAUGCUAAUGAAGACCAGCUCGUUCAUGGACGCCAUCAAGAUAUCACCAGCCUCGUCAAUCGUUUCGGUGAUUUGCUUCUUCUCCAUCUGGUCCAUUUUAGGGCUAACUGGCUUUCACACUUACCUGACCACUUCGGAACAAACCACUAACGAAGAUAUCAAGGGCACUUUUUCGUCUCGCAAAGGCCGAAACGUGAUAAACCCGUACAGCACCGGUUCCCCCAUUUGUAAUUGGGUCAACGUCAUGUGCGGCCCUAUGCCACCGAGCCUUAUAGACCUGCGGGGCCAGCUUCCAGAAAAUUCUACUAGCGUCCAUCCUUCCUUAACUUACAUUACUCCCACCUCUUCGAUUUCCGGAGUCCCGCUUCGAUCACCUCUCACGGUUAACGCGAUCAAUGGCUCAAUCCUCGCUAAUUCUUCCAAAACACACGAAUCUUCCAAGAAAGUGCCAUCCAAAGAUAGUUUUACUGAGUGCCGCUUUGAAUCUAUCUACGACCCCAAUAAGAUUCGCAACCAAACGGAAGACGCAAAUCUCGGCGGAGCUUACUAUAACAGGGUAAUGGACUGGAGCGAGUCAGAAGUUUUUAAAGCCGAUGCGCAGCAUGAUGAAAGGAACGUUUCGAUAAGGAUGAGGGGGGAUGAAGGAAUUCAAAAGAUAGGAUUCGACAAUUUGCCCGUCUGCAAUUACGGUUCAAUGGCGUCUACUCAUCAAAAUCUUCCAACAUCCGCUUAUUUUUCGACGCCUACCACUACCCCGAUAGAAUCUCUGUUAUUUUCUACUAACAACGCUAAAAAGAUUAACCCUACUACCAGUAUAAAUGAUAAUACUACUUUUAACAACUCCUCGAACAUUUCAUCUUCCAAUCACAAACACGUAGUAAAUACGAGUGGGAGAAUCAAGAACGAACCUAAGAACAACGUCUCCGUGACGCGGAGGCAAAAGUUGCCUCCGAAUCAAUUGUUUUUAUUGAAAAAGAAAAAACCUCUAAUCAAACUAACCGAAACCAAAUCGACUUCUAUUAACAAACAUAAUAAUAACGUAUCUUUCUCCCAUUCUUCUUCUUCUUUCGACGAACCUCCGAUCCACGCUACUAGCGAAGACAAAAUCCCCCUUUGUUCCCGUCACAACGUUAAUCAAACUUUUCAACCCGUCGAUCGUGAUAAAAGCCAAGUCGUUCUGGGCGACGAAGGGGUUAAGAGGAAUAAAUACGAUAAGUUAGUCACGAACUCUUACGCAAACGAUAAUAAUUUUGACCAAAGCUCCACCAACCCAGAAUCUAACAUUGCACAUAAAUCUUAUCAUCGAUCACCUGAUUCCAAAAAUUAUGAUAGCUCGCUAACGACAACCUAUAAUCGCAAUAAGAAAUUCAAAAAAUUUGACAGCGUCGCGAUGAGCGAGAGCUGCGAAAAGUUGACUUCUCCCCCGGACCAAUCUCGCAAUAUCAUCACGUGCCACAAAGAAAAAAGCUAUGAUCCCAGGUUUGUCAUUGUCGCCAAAUCUGCAACCGAAAAAUCUAACUAUGAUCACGAUCAUAAUGAAGGGCAUACCGAUCAAAAAUCGAACCUAAGAAAGAGGGAAAAAGAGAAUGAGCCGACUAAUUCAAAUAAUAUCACAAGACAAAAUCUCUUCGAAGACCAUCCCUUUAAGAAAACGCUAAAGUUCUGCAUUCAGUCCGGAAUUCCUACCAAUCUGACCGAUUCCUACGAUUUUUACGAUGGCGUCAAUACGAACGACGCCGAAAACAUCGUAAAUAUCGCGGGCGAGCCUAACGUCAACCUCAAAAACCACGGUUUUGAAAAGAAUAUUGAUGCGGCGGUGGAUGCCAGAAAGGAGGAUUACGGGAAUGGUACCAACAAUAUCGCCAUAAAUAUCCCUAUAAAAAUGAAUAAAGAAUCCGCGAAAAGUCGCGAAUAUAAUAACAUGUUAAUAGCACGUGACGAACGAGAUAUCAAAAUGGUUGCAAAACCCGUGACCUUGAUCAACCACCAUUCAAAACACGAUAAUUAUAUCGCCACCAGUCAUACAGGAAAUUAUAAUAACGUCCCAUACGUAAAACCAACCAAAAGAAAUCACAAUUUUAACAUGGCUUCCGGUGGAAUAGGACAAAUUAUGCUUCCGUCGCUCCCUAUGCCCAUCAUGAAGCUCAGUUCCGUGUGAGGCCAUAAGUCACUUUAAAUAUUUGCGUACGAUUUUUUUUAAAAAUAACCAAUCAUGAAGAUGAAAUUUUGAACGAAUGGGUGAAUUAGAAGGAUGAAAUGAAUUGACCCCGAAGUGCUUUUUGGCUAACUACAAAAAAAAAUAAUAUUUAUUUUUGUAUAUUGAUUGAAUUUUAGAAUUGUAGCUUUUUUUUAUUUUAUUUUUUACAUAUUAUAUAUAAACUCGCGUUCUAUAAAAAUUCCUUGUAUAUAUAAAUAUAUUUCGCCUUUUUUUUCUAAAAAUUAUAAAUAAUUGUGAUAAGACUUUGAUGAUAAUAUUUAAAAAAAAAAAUUUAUCAUAAUUUUUUAUAAAAAUUUAACAUUAUAAAAAAAAAAAUUCUUUUUUUUCAAUGACCACAUAAUAACAAUAACCAAAUGACCAUUUGUUUCUCUUAUAGUGCGUACAAAUUGAACGUUUCAACGCAGCGUUUUAAAUCGCAUAUCAAUAAUUUAAAAUACAAAACGCAAACGUACUCAAUUUAAACGAAUGCAAUUAAAAUGUUUGAAACGCAGCGUUGAAAUGUUCAAUUUGUGCGCACUAUUAUUGGCGAAGCAAUGAUGGGGAAAUAUUAGUAUUACGUUUGUAUAUUACGAAACACGAUUUAGCUAGAUUAUUAUAAUCCUGUGCAGCAAAUUAAUAAAAUGGCAAAUCCGCGCGAAACAAUUUUAAGGCGAAAAGCAAUAAUUCGAUAUUACGUUUCUAUAUAAUGUGUAAUUUGCUUGAUUGUUCUCUGUAAAAAUUAUUUUAUGCAAAUGUCGCCAAAAAAAUAAUCGGAAAAUCGUUAUUUCCAUUUUAACCUUUAAUUAUUUUUUUUUCUCCAUUAUUUUUGUCAUUUAAAAUCGUUUGUAAAAAAAGAAGUAAUAUUAGACACCCAUUUUUAUUAUUAUGCACGUGACCCUUUGCGUUCAGAUUAAAAUAACUAACCUUGCAUUUACAGUUAGAAGGGUUUGCGGCGAAAUAUAUAAAAUAUUAUAUACGCAUAAUAAUUUAAAUUUUUGUAUACUUCAUCGCUAAUUCCCUCUCACUGAAUGUAGGAUGAUACCCCAACCACGCUACGUGUUUAUAGCGUUUUUUUUAUUAUAUGAAAUUAAUUAUUUUUUUAUUUUAUACAUACUUAAUAUCUGAGAUUAAAAAAAAAUUCACAUGAUUAUAAAAAUAAUGAAGGAACAAAAAUAAACUCAGUAUUUUUAUA
This is a messenger RNA of Gordionus sp. m RMFG-2023, 4074 nucleotides long. RefSeq lists its product as uncharacterized. NCBI's taxonomy places the organism in Eukaryota, Metazoa, Nematomorpha, Gordioida, Chordodea, Parachordodidae. Gene Ontology annotation, biological process: peptidyl-L-cysteine S-palmitoylation; protein targeting to membrane. The transcript has 12 exons. Gene Ontology annotation, molecular function: protein-cysteine S-palmitoyltransferase activity. The record is from RefSeq and is a predicted model, not a curated record. Bases 57 to 2843 code for a protein of 928 amino acids. Gene Ontology annotation, cellular component: Golgi apparatus; endoplasmic reticulum.